CUCCUCGUCUCUCACCGUGCGCUCUGGUCCUCCUCUGCGCGCUCUUGGGUUUCGCCUCGGACAAACUUCGGCGGAGAUCUGGAUCAACAAAACUUCGCCGAAUUGGUUUAGAGGUGCUGGACGAGUUGCCGCAGUUGUUUUCGGGGGUUGGGGUGCCGUGGUUAUUAUACUUUUAGUUUUUUAGUUUUUUGCAGUCUAAUCAUGGAGACUCAUAGAAGUCUCCUCGCGCUGCUGUGCCUUUUUUUCAUGGCUGGAGCGCAAGUACCGGACCUACGGCGCAAGUUUGUUGAGUGUCCUGUUGACCUUUUCUUCGUACUGGAUACAUCUGAGAGUGUUGCCCUCAGAAGGACACCUGAUUCUUUUUAUAUUGACCAGAUCAAAAAUUUUGCCAAGGACUUCAUAGAUCAACUUCAGGACAUGCGCCACCCGUGUGACCGCAUCCUGACAUGGAACUCAGGAGCACUGCACUACAGUGACGAGGUCAAACUGGUGAAGGAGCUGAGUGACAUGACCACCAAUCGGAAUGCCCUGAAGACGGCAAUCGACCAAAUUGUAUACAUCGGCAAGGGCACAUACACCGACUGCGCCAUCAAGAGAGGCCUCGCCGAGCUGCUCAUUGGGGGUUCCCAUUACCAUGAGAACAAGUAUUUAGUGGUAGUGACUGAUGGCCAUCCUAUUACUGGGUACAAAGAGCCAUGUGGAGGUGUGCAGGAGGCUGCAAAUGAAGCCAAGCAGCACGGGGUCAAAGUGUUUGCUGUCGCCAUCUCACCUGACCAGGAGGAAGCCAGGCUGUCUCUCAUUGCCACAGACCGGAGCUACAGACAGAACUUCACUGCAGCAGAUGACCUCAGAACCAGCAAGAUGAGAACCAUUGAAACCAUCAUUGACAUGAUCACAAACGAUACGAAGGAUGUGUGUUGCUCUUUUGACUGCAUUGCUCCUGGAGGGAACAAAGGACCAGAUGGAGACCCUGGCUCUAAGGGAGAAAGAGGUAGACCAGGGAUGCCAGGAGAGAAGGGAGCCAUUGGUGAUGUGGGCAGGAUUGGUGAUCCUGGUCCUGUUGGUUACAGUGGGAUGAAGGGAGACCGUGGUAUAAAAGGAGAAAAGGGUGAAAGAGGACACAGAGGCUUCAAGGGAGACAAAGGUCAAAGGGGAAAGGAUGGAAUCGAUGGACGCAAGGGUGAAGCUGGUUACCCUGGACUUCCUGGCUGCAAAGGUUCUCCUGGACAAGAUGGCCUGCAGGGAGAGUCUGGACCAAAGGGAGACCCUGGCCCUUAUGGACCCAAAGGAGAAAAAGGAGAUUCUGGGAGAAACGGUGAACCCGGACGACCUGGAAACUAUGGAUCACUGGGACCUAAGGGUGAUCCGGGCCCUCGUGGUCCCGAUGGGGACAAAGGAGAGCGCGGCAAUGAUGGGUUACCUGGGCCAGAUGGACCUCCUGGCGUGAAAGGAGGAGCUGGAGAGAAGGGGGAGCAGGGUUCCCGUGGAAAGAGAGGCCCAAGAGGAGAGCCGGGGGAGCCAGGCCUCCGUGGAGAGCAAGGGAGGGAGGGUGCAAGUGGCCCCAACGGGGAACCCGGUGAGCCUGGCAAACCUGGGCCUCCCGGGUACAGAGGAGAUGAAGGCCAAGGUGGAGAAGAAGGACCCAAGGGGCAGGCAGGAAUCAAAGGAGCUCCAGGAGACAGAGGCCAGAUGGGAGAGAGGGGAGAGGAUGGUGCCCCAGGAAAUGGCACAGAAGGUUGUCAUGGUUUCCAGGGUUACCCUGGGCCCCGUGGAGAACCCGGUGAGCCGGGUGGCAAGGGAACUCCCGGACCCAAAGGAGAUGAUGGCGAGCCCGGAGAUCCAGGCCCUGAUAAUAGAGAACCAGGGCCUCCAGGAUCUAAAGGGGCUAAAGGUCACAGAGGGCCUGAGGGCAGACCGGGACCACCCGGGCCUCCCGGACCACCAGGAGCUGACGAAUGUGAAAUUCUGGAUAUCAUUAUGAAGCUCUGCUCUUGUUGUGAGUGUAAGUGUGCCCCUGUGGACCUGGCAUUCAUUGUGGACAGCUCAGAGAGUAUCGGUGCCACAAACUUUGGCCUAUCCAAAGACUUUAUCAUCACAGUCAUUGACAGACUGAUAAAAGACCAGCAAGUCAAGUUUGCCUCGAACGAGUCCACAUUGAGUGUAGUCCAGUACAGUGGAUCAAAAGCUCAAGAAGCUAUCAGACUGACCACAAGCCUCGCUGAAUUUAAACAGGCAGUAAGAGACAUGAAGUGGCUGGCCGAGGCCACAUACACGGGCGAGGCCCUUGAUUUUGCUUUGAAUAACACACUCAGGCUGAUGAGGAAAGAGAACAAAGUCGUUCUCGUCCUCACUGAUGGACGCUCUGAUAUCUUCAGAGACAAGACACCUCUCAACAUACUCUGUGGUAAAGGCAUUACGGUCGGUGGUUUAGGAGUGAAGGACUACUCAGGCCGUAAGCCUAACCAAGAGCAGCUUGACGACGUGGUGUGUAAGAGUGACCCCAAACCAGGCUUUUCCUUCGUGCUGGAUAACUUUGCUGAGCUUCUAGAGGACAAUUUCCUGCAGAAUCUCACAACCAAAAUCUGUAAAGACAAGAAAUGUCCAGACUACAAAUGUCCCAUCUCCUUCGAUCAAAAUACUGAUAUUUUGGUGAUGAUGGACAGCUCGGCCAGUGUAGGCCAGAAGAACUUUGAAAUAAGCAAAACCUUCGUCCAACACUUGGCUGAACGUUUCCUGACCGCCGAGAAGUUGAGGGGCAUCUCUGUUAAAGUGGCUGUGGGCCAGUAUAGUCGGGAUGCCCGCCUGGAUCAGACACUGACUUCCAAUCUGACCCUGUUGUCUAAUCAAAUCAAGGGAGCUGCCUUCCAAAACGACGGCACCAGUGUGACACAGGCCUUGGAGUUUUCUGUCACGCAUUUACGCCCGCGUGGGGACUCCUCAGGAGGAAGGAAGAAGCUGGUGCUCUUCUCUGACGGCAGGUCUCAGGGUGUCACCCAGCCUGUCCUGGAGAAACGUGUUCGUGAUGUGGUGGAUGCUGGUAUUGAGCUCUUUGUCAUCUCAGCUGGCACCGAAGUCAACGAGGCCAACCUGCGCACUCUGGUGAGCAGAGGGCGGCAGGAUGACAUCACCUACGCUCAACGCCAUCAGUUCCGUGUCUCAGACUACCCAUCUCUGCUCCGUGGGGUCUUCUCCCAAACCGUCUCCCGCAGGGUGUCCAUGCCGUGAAUGAGGAUGCACCAUACAGCGGGACUAACACGCUUUACAUUUUUAGUCCAAUGAUUAUUCAGUCUCACUCAUUUACAGUACACUGUGUUUAAAAGAAGAAAGAAAGAAAGAAAUGUUACAAAAUGACAAAUGAUUGUGCGGCAGAAAAAAAAUGUAAAUUUCUUGGCAAAAUCAUCAUAAAACUUUUUUACUCCAAGUUGAGUCUCCAAAGUGGAUCAUCCUAGGCUGUGUACAAAUCCCAGUGCCUCUGCUAAGAUCAUAACCAAAUACAGGAGUUUGUAAGUGCACUAUAAAGAAAAAAAUUGUUGCCUUGGAGGUGCAGGGUAAAAAAGGCCCAAAUAAAUGGGUCAGUCUGGUCCUGGAGAGCCAUCAGUAGUGGCCACAUCAAAACUUAUUUCUAGCUUUCAUCUGCAUUAUGCUGAUUUCUACUCAGGUAUUUUGCAUCCCUGUAUCACUCUCAGCUUUGACUUCAGCUAACCACCGAGGGUUUAAACGAGGCUCUAUGAAAUAGCACUUUCUUGUCUCUCCAGGACUGGACCUCCUGCUCUUUUUAAAGGAUUAAUUUUAGGGUCUAAUGUGGAUUCUUUUUUUGUUGUUUUAGCCACUCUUUCAAGUGGUGUUAGAUGUGUUACAGUAAUGCAAAAUCAAGUGACCAACCACAGCUGUGAACUGAAAACCUUUUUUUUACUGCACCCAAAUGACUUUUAACACACAAGAUUUAGUUCUGAUUUGACCUCUGACUUCAUUUUAAGUUUACCACACACACAUACAUUGGCAUAUCGUCACUGAGCUUGGAAAACAUCUGUCAUGGCCGAAUCCUUGAAAAGAAACACGGCAUUUGUGAAGCCCCUCACACCUACCCACACACAGAAAAAUGCACACCUUUUAGAUCCCCUCAAGUGUAAGUUCAACAAUGCUGUUGUUUUCAUUGACUCAGAGUCACUGAGCUGUUGUUAUUAUCUGUGGUGCUACUAGUUUCAGUGUAUCAGCCUCUACUCUUUUUGUUAAAGAAGAUAUUUUUACCAUGGAGAUGCACAGCCUCAGUAGUUUCGUAAGAGCUCCUUCAAUAAAGGUUGCUGCACCAAA
Messenger RNA from Archocentrus centrarchus (flier cichlid), 4311 nucleotides. RefSeq names its product collagen, type VI, alpha 1 (gene col6a1). The transcript has 35 exons. The coding region runs from base 202 to 3225 and encodes 1007 amino acids. The record is from RefSeq and is a predicted model, not a curated record. NCBI's taxonomy places the organism in Eukaryota, Metazoa, Chordata, Actinopteri, Cichliformes, Cichlidae.